AUGGACGCCCGAGUUCGGCGCCGACAAGGACAGUUUCAGGCCAGAAUGCAAGACAAAAAGAAGAAGUUCGCGCCGACAUUGCCGUCAAGGACAGUUUCAGGCCAGAAUGGACGCUCUGAGUUCAGGACGCCCGAGUUCGGCGCCGACAUUGUUGUCAGGACAGAGGCCAGAAUGCAAGGCGACAGUUUCAGGACCAGAAUGCGAAGACAAAGAAGAAUGCAAGACAAAGCUCUAGCGUCAUCAGGACGCCCGAGUUCGGCGCCGACAUUGCCGAAGUUGUCAAAGGGCAGUUUCAGGCCAGAAUGCAAGACACAGUUCGGCGCCGACAUUGCCGAAGUUGUCAAGGACAGUUUCAGGCCAGAAUGCAAGACAAAGAAGAAGCGCUCUAGCGUCAUCAGGACGCCCGAGUUCGGCGCCGACAUUGCCGAAGUUGUCAAGGACAGUUUCAGGCCAGAAUGCAAGACAAAGAAGAAGCGGCGUCAGUUUUGUCAGGACAGUUUCAGGCCAGAAUGCAAGACAAAGAAGAAGCGCUCUAGCGUCAUCAGGACGUCAGUUCGGCGCCGACAUUGCCGAAGUUGUCAAGGAGUUCGGCCAGAAUGCAAGACAUUGAAGAAGCUCUUCAUCAGGACGGAGUUCGGCGCCGAAUUGCCGAAGUUUUCAAGGAGAAUCCCAGCAAAAGCGUGA
Messenger RNA from Acanthosepion pharaonis, 684 nucleotides. The record is from the annotation of a GenBank genome assembly. Lineage: Eukaryota; Metazoa; Mollusca; Cephalopoda; Sepiida; Sepiidae.